AUGUCAUUCCCAAUGGGAUGGUUUGAUGCCUUUAAGGUUAGGCCUUGGGGAACUGAUUUAUUGCGUGAGUCGAUGGAAAGAGUUCGUAUGAUUCAGAAGAGGAUCCAUACUUCCCAGAGUAGGCAAAAGAGUUAUGCUGAUUGGAGGGUGCGGCCUUUGGAGUUCAUGCGGUACAUUUCAGAUGAGUCUUAUGUAAUUCAGUGGGAUUCGGUUCAGUUUGAUGAGUCCUUAGCCUUCGAGGAGGAGCCUAUAGCUAUUUUGGAUAGGCAUGUUAGAAAGUUACGCUCUAAGGAGAUUCCAUCAGUGAAAGUCAAGUGGAGGCAUCGUCUGAUUGAAAAGGCUACCUGGGAGACCGAGGAGGACAUGUGGCCCAGAUAUCCUCAUAUUUUUCGAGGACGAGAGUCCUUUUAG
Messenger RNA from Solanum dulcamara, 411 nucleotides. RefSeq lists its product as uncharacterized. The record is from RefSeq and is a predicted model, not a curated record. The transcript has 2 exons. NCBI's taxonomy places the organism in Eukaryota, Viridiplantae, Streptophyta, Magnoliopsida, Solanales, Solanaceae. The coding region runs from base 1 to 411 and encodes 136 amino acids.